CCCUGCAGUUGUUGACUCAAGUGGGAGGGGACUUUCUAGGGAGCUGUCUCUGCUGGGAUUUAGACAAGGAGAUUUCCCAUGUCUGCAGAUACCAAGUGCAUAGUAUGUGCACAGGCUUGGUUUCCGUUUGCCUUGGGUUUCUGUGACUGUAUUCCCUGUUGGUGCAUGUUUCCCUGUCUUAUUCCUAUCCUCCCUAGCACCAACAAUGGAGCUCCCCUCAGUUGUUUUUGAACGUGCAGGCUGAACCUAGAUACGUGCAGGGCAGCAAGUUGUGCUCAACAUGUCGCGACCACUCAAGAAACCUCGAGCAGUCUUCCCUGAGGAAGAAUAUGUCUUGGAAGAUAGUGAUAGUGAUACAGAAGAUGACGAAAUGAUAGGCAAGAAUGUGAAUGUGGAAUUUGAAGGCUUCCAGGCAAGUGAUAAUGACUUCCAUGGUAUUAAGAGGCUGCUGGAGCAAAACUUUCGAGGCUUAAAAGUUGACGUCUCAGGCAUUGCUGAUACUAUUAUUUCUCAAAAUUAUGUUGGCUCUGUUAUUAAGGAGAGUAUUGCAAGCUUUGAAUAUUGUGUCAAGGGUGAAGCUAGUGUGUCAGGCAUCUGGGAUGAUGAUGAUGAUGAUGAUGAUCGAUACACUCCAUAUCGCCGGGUACUUAUUCUCAAUGCAUUACGUAUGCCAGAGAUAAUUGCUAAGGUCAAACAAGCAAUUUAACAAAAAUAAAAUAUGUAAGUUCA
Messenger RNA from Cherax quadricarinatus, 729 nucleotides. Lineage: Eukaryota; Metazoa; Arthropoda; Malacostraca; Decapoda; Parastacidae. The record is from RefSeq and is a predicted model, not a curated record.